GAUGAGGCGUGUGGCAUUGGCGUGAGGUUGGCGCUGGCGGCUGAGGUGACUCGGCGGACGGGAAGAGAGUGGGCUGGCCUGGGUCUGGGAGAGCUUCGAGGCAGUCUCUUGCAGGUUGUGGUGAGGGAGGGUGUACGCUGCUUGCCUCUCUGCCUGCCGUACACGUGCAUUGCCCUCCUCCUCCACUAUCUCUUCCUUCUCUUCCCCUUCCUCCCCCCAUACACCUGUCUCAGCUCAUCCCCAGAGUAGCUACAGGUGUAACGCGAAGAUGGCGGGGACGAGGCGAGUCCGCUGGUGCCCCCUCGCCUGCUUCUUGCUUGUGUCCGUCUGCCUGCUGGGACAAGUAGACGCGGAGACCCAGCGGCGCUUCCUACAGCAAAUACUCGACAAAGACUACGACGUCAACGAGUGGCCGGGAGGAGACCUGGUCCAGCAGGGGCGGCGGGCAAAGCGAGAGGUGAAUCCCGAGGCCCUGGACCUCCUCAGGAGCCCCAGCGAGCCUACGGUGGUGUGGGUUCAACUGUUCAUCAACUCCUUCGGGUCCCUCAAUGCCGCUAACAUGGACUACAGCAUCGACGUGUUCCUGCGGCAGCGUUGGCACGACCAGCGCCUCAAGUUGACGGGAAACAGGACGAGGAUCACCGUGCAGGACCCUGUGAUGCAGGCAAAGAUCUGGAAGCCCGACACGUACUUCAACAACGUGAAGGACGCCGAGGUGCACAAGGUCACGAUGCCCAACAUCCUCCUGCGCAUCGAUAAGAACGGCGAUGUUCUCUAUAGCAUGAGGAUCACGCUCAGACUCUCCUGCAACAUGCAACUUGAGCAGUUUCCCUUUGACGACCAGAGGUGUAGCACGACCCUGGCUUCCUACGCCAACACGGACGACGUGAUCGAGUACCAGUGGGACGAGACGACAGCCAUCGACAUGCCCGACGACCUGGAAAUCGCCCAGUUCGACUUUCUGAGGGACCCCAACACGGUCGACGAUAAGCAGGUGUUCGUGACAGGUAACUUCAGCGCCCUCAAGGUGUCCUUUGACCUGCGUCGCCAAAACGGUUACCACAUCCUGCAGACCUACAUCCCCACCAUCCUCAUCGUGGUCAUCUCCUGGGUAUCCUUUUGGCUCGACCCUAACGCCGUGCCCGGCCGUGUGUCCCUCGGCGUUACCACCCUGCUCACCCUCACCACCCUCGCUUCGGGCGUCAGGGCGCAGCUCCCGCCUGUCUCCUACGUCAAGGCCAUCGACGUGUGGAUCGGCAUGUGCAUGAUCAUGGUGUUCGGCGCGCUGCUCGAGUUCACGUUCGUCAACUGGCUGGCCAACAAGAAGAUCGUCGGCGAGGCCUCCCUCGCCUUCAGGCUGCCCCUCGCCCUGUUCGGGUCGGACGAGGAAGAGGUGGGACUGGACAGUGGUGUUGGUGAUAGUGAUAAGGUUGAUAGCGAGGCUGCCCCCGAGGAAACUAACUCAGUCAAAGACCCCCAGCCUGAUGGAGACAAGCAGCCCAAGAACUACUACCACCACGCCCACGCCAUUGACCGUCUGUGUCGCGGUUUCUUCCCCGGCGCCUUCCUCAUCUUUAACCUCAUCUACUGGCCCUACUACCUCAUGCGGCCGUACGAUCCCUUGGUCAUGGAGAGCACCAACCCUACCAUGUAGACAAGCCUUGGUGGAGGUUCCUCUCGCGUCACAACACAGUAUUCACCCUCGUUUCUACUUAGAGGAGUCACUGAUGUUCUCAUGGCGACUCUCCCCUGAGAAGUACACGUCAGCAUUCACCUUCGUUUGUACUUAGAAGACUCGUUGGUGGGGUUUUUUUUAAAGUAACAUGUUUCUCCUCUUCCCCGGACUCUACAUGAACAUUCACCUUCCUUAGUACCCUCAGAGGACUCGUUGAUGUUCUCUCGAGUAUCAGGCUUCUCUUUGCUGAUGCUCUUGGAGAACCUACUCGCACAGAGGAAGAAUGAGUGAUGACCUUCUCGUGGGUCAUUACAAGGCCUUAGAGUCGGAGUAAGAGUUGUGGAGACCUUGGGGCUCAGCAUUCUAUUGAGGCCCAUAACAGAUCGAGAACCAAUGGUGAAAGGCAAAAGGCAGGUAUUCACUCCGCCCCGUCUUCGUGGUUGUGACCCUAGCAGCCCCUCCAGUCCAGCCCUUUUACUAUACCCACAUCCUCCUCGCCGAUGCUCACGGUGUAUAUGUAUUCUCCCCAUCUUCCAGACUCUUUAUCAUCUCCUGCAGGGUAUCUAUCUCCUCCUACUCUUAAAGUUCUAGCAGUGCAGAGGGUGUCCUUGAGUCACCUCUUGUUAUAUCACGCUCGAGGCUUGUAUUUAACAUUACCUGUCCACUAUGACGUGGUAACUAUAAACACAAACUUGUACAUUUUUGCGAAGUUCAACUAACUGAGGGUGGUGUAGAUGUGUUAGUCACUAGCACGGCACCUUGGAUCACUGGCUGCCUCCCGACGCUCCCUCACCUCACCUGUGGCUGAUUCACCUGGAGGAGCGACUCCCACAAAGGCUUGCUGCAUAGGAGAUCCUCGCCUUGAGACCGCCCGUCUUGUAACUUUCAUCAUUCAGGGCGGGUAACAGGGCACACAUGUCAGGGAUAGGGUUUAGGGGGGAGUGGGGAGGACUGGCGUUUGGUGACACUGCUUCAGUCCACAAUUCGAAGCAUCUGUCUCUCUUUCCAUCUUACCUUUCCUUUGCCUCACUCCGUCAUCAACUCCUGUGAGUACAAGGCUUGUUUAUGCUGCGUUGUCCCCCGCCAUUCCGUCCCUCUCUCCACUUUACCUUCCUUUGCCUACCAUCUCUUCGCCGUCCUUUUCCCCUCCUCGCUUUAUCCCUUCCUUUGCCUACCCUCUUUUCCCGUACCUCUCUCUACCUUCUCUCUCUUCGAUUAAUCUCUUCUUACCCUUCAUUUCCCUGAUCUAACUUCCUUUGCCAGCCAUCUCUUCGUCUGACUUCCCUCUCCUCCUAACCCUCCCAUAACCUUUCCUUGUUUUGCCUUUCUUUGCCUUCCACAGGGCCGUAGACCCCCCAUCUGCUGAAAGGUCCACUUUCUGAGAAAGUCAAAACGAAAACCUGGUACGAAAAGUCCCAUUGUUUUCAUUUUGACAGCAGAAAAAUGCACCCAGAAAUGUUAUUUUUUUUUCAAAACCCCAACCCUCCAGCUGAUUUGGCUCGCUUCGCUCGCCACUCGCUCCUCUUCCAGUGGUUACAACGGUCCACAUUUAGUGAAAAAAGACCUCUCCCGUUUUACAGCUCUAGGUACGACCCUGUGCCAUCUUCGCGUCGCCUUCCCUCUCCACCUAACCUUUCUCUGCCUCCCCUCUCCAUGCAUUGCCUUCCCUUCCCAUUCAUUCGAUCCUGAGGAAACUCUGCUUUCCAAAUAACGGGUGGCACAAUUACCGAUUCCCUCCUACAGUGUUUGGUGCAAAGAAUUUAUAUAUGAACUUAAACCGCCUUCCACUUACUAAUGUUCGUACAGGCAACGAUGUGGUUUCAUCUGUGUUCUGAUUGUUUGUACUAGAAAAGGUGUGUUGCUGUAGGACCCCCAAAUGGCCACAUAUUUCACGUUUGUGUCUCUUGCUGUAAUACCCCUCAUCAGCCUUUUCUGUACCCAGUUUUCAGUAGUAUCCCUUAUCAAUUCCUAUGUAAGCCCGUUUUCCCGUGGGUUCUAGACGGUGUGUGUACUGGACUACUUUCUUGGGAGGGUUGUACGCAGCGUGAGAACCCUUGAGUUUUUAGCAUGGUCACCCUGCCCCGCCGUGUCUCGUGUGCCGCAGUUAAUUGAUCCCUUCACUUGGUAACCCUCGACACCCCGCGCUGGUUUUCUAAUGAUCAGCUUAGAUUUUUUAAUGUCUCUACCUGACGCUUGAUGAAAACAGGAGUGUUGGUUUACGUAAUCUGACACGGAUAUAAAAUAAUCAAUUGAUUUUAUAUAAUUUCAUGCCAAAUUCAUCUUGUACAUAUUGUUUGCUACUUGUAUAGUUCUUCUGUGACGUUUUACUAAUAAAGUUGGCGUAUUUCACA
Messenger RNA from Eriocheir sinensis (Chinese mitten crab), 4026 nucleotides. Its product is annotated as glycine receptor subunit alphaZ1-like. The record is from RefSeq and is a predicted model, not a curated record. Lineage: Eukaryota; Metazoa; Arthropoda; Malacostraca; Decapoda; Varunidae. Gene Ontology annotation, cellular component: neuron projection; membrane; synapse. Gene Ontology annotation, biological process: chemical synaptic transmission; regulation of membrane potential; chloride transmembrane transport. Gene Ontology annotation, molecular function: transmembrane signaling receptor activity; neurotransmitter receptor activity; chloride channel activity. The transcript has 13 exons. Bases 269 to 1654 code for a protein of 461 amino acids.